GAAGUUCAGCGGCUGGCGGAGAAAUUCAUUCAUCUCAUCGAACUUUAUUGAUAACGUCGGCAGAUAGCUAGUGAUUUCAUUCGAUCCGGUCCGCGAAAGACCCACUGGUGUGGCAAUUGUUUUGAUUUCGAAUCCCGUGAAACGUGUGUGUUUCUCCCAGACCACAAAUAUGUGAGUUUCGAAAGAGAUUUUGUGUGACGCGGCCAUAUUUGAAGAGUUUUGUGUGUUGGAUGUGGGGCGAGCUGCGGAAAUUACAUAAAUACAACGCAGCCUCCCCCUAGUAACACGCAGUGAUGGAUCGCAAAAAAAGUCCUGGAGCUGGACAAGAUCUGCCGCCUGUGCAUUUCGGAGCGCAAGGAGAUGCGCCCGCUAUUCAGCGAGAAGGUGCCCGAAAUGCUUAUGGACUGCACCAAUGUGCGCGUGGAGCCCACGGAGGGCUGGCCGGACAAGAUCUGCGUGCAGUGUGUCCACGCCGUGAGCAGGAAUCACGCCUUUAAGACGCUCGUCGAGCGCAGCGACAAAGAGCUGCGCGAAUACAUCUGCGGCCUCACUGUCGCCUUGGUGAUGGAGGAACAGCAAGCGGCCAAUGCCAAGCAGCAGCUACAGCUGGAGCGCAAGCAGCAGCGAAUGCUGCAAAAGCAGCAGAAACUGCUGGACGAGCAACUGCAGCAGCAGAACUUAAUCCAGCAACAGCAGCAAACUCCGACCAAACCCAAACUGAAGCCGCUGCUCCGGAAGGGAUCUCGCCAGCAGAAGCAGCGGCUGCUGGAAGCCGCUCCUCCUCCGGCACCACAGCCUGCGCCCCAACCACAGAUGCAACUUCUGCCGGAUCCCGCGCCGCCACCGCCCACGCUGCAGCAACAGAUCCAGCAGAUUCAGCUGCCCACUCUCCAGCCAGCUCCCGCCCAGCUACUGUCCACUGCCGGUGCCACCACAACAAUGCCGCAGCAGAUCCUGCUGCCCAACGGUCAAUUGAUCACAACAGCCCAGAUUGUGGCGCCGCAGCUAGCGCAGAUUAUUAGCACGACGCCGCAGGCGACCGCCAAUGGACAGGCCACCGCUGCCCAGUCUCAAUUCCUGCCCCAACUCCUGCAGACGCCGAACGGGCAAACACUGCAGAUUGUCCAGCAGCCCAACGGAACGCAGACCCUGCAGCUAGUCCAACUGGUACCGCAGCGCAGUUUGGCGCCCACCGGAGUGACAACGGUGACCACCACCACCAAUGCCACGGACAUGGGCCAGCAUGUAGACGCUUCCCUGGCGGAUGCGGACGUCCAGCUGCUGGAGGACAGCUGCGAGGUGGAGGACGACGACCUGGACGAGGUGUACGAACAACUCGACAGCAAGGGAGAUCACAGCUUCGAGACCAUUGUCCUGGACGACGACCAGCAGCAGGAGUUCCUCAAGGACCACCACGAGCACCAUCAAGUGAUGAUCAACGAAGAUCUUACGCAGAGCGAAAGCCAGGAGCACGAGUACUUUGACGAUUUGGACCAACAGCAGGCGAUGGAUGAGGCAGAAGAAGAGGAAGAACAGCUAAAGAACGAAGAAGACCAGGAUACGUUCAUCAUCGAGGAGAUCCAGCUGGAGGAUGACGAGAUGCUGGACGACCCGGAUGUUGAGGAAAUUGAUCAGGACUGUGAGUACAUCACGGAUGAUCAAGAACCGCAUCUGUCCGGCGAUGUGGACGAAGACCUGCAGUACAUCAUGGAGCCACCGGAUGGCGAGGGCAGUGUGGACAUUGAUCAGGCUUUCCUCGAGUCCGACCAGUCGCAUCAUCAUCAUCAUCAGCAGCAGCAUCAACAGCAGCAGCAGCCAGAUGAAUUGCAGAGCAUAUCACUGGAGAACGCCGUCGUUGAGUUUAGCCAGGCCACAGCCACGGCGGACUCACUGGUGCCUCCCACUCUGUCCGUUAACUCGGCGAGUCCCACGCCCAAGCGGGCCAAACGAGGCAACCAGGCAUCAGCCGGCGUGACGCUAGAACCCUGCGACCACCAACCACCUACCGCUGGACCGACGAUCAGCAGCAAGCUGGCGGCGGCCAACUCCCGUCAACUUGUGCAGACAGCCAGCGUUAUUGCCGCCGCCGGAGCGGAUGACAACUACGAAAUAGACGCUAAUCUUGUGACGGAGUUCAUACGUCAGCACACCUCGCCGCUGGGAUCGGGCCGGUACAUCUGCCACCUGUGCAGCACCGAGUUCCGGCAGUUCAAGGGCCUGCAGAACCACAUGCACUCGCACACCAACUGGAUACGGGCCAAUUGCAAAAAGCAGCCGCAGUGCGAGAUCUGCCUGAAGAGCUUCAAGGGGCCGGGAAUGCUGCGGAUGCACAUGAAGACGCACGACGCUGAAUCGAGCACUCCGGUGUGCACCAUCUGCAAUCGCACCUUCAAGUCCAAGGCGAUCCUGUACAGGCACAGGCAGACGCAUCAGCAGCGAGCCUACUGCUGCGGCGUGGCCAACUGCCGGAAGAACUUCUCCUCGGCGGUGAACUUGAAGUGCCACGUGGAGCGCAAGCAUCCGGAGGUGGUGGAGCCGCUCUUCAAGUGCGGCGAAUGUGGAUCUCUGUACGACAGCGUGGACUCACUGCAGGUGCACGUCGAGAGCACGGAUCACAGUGCCGAUGUGCAGAUGAGCACGCAGGACGAUGCUUUCAGCGGAGCGGUGAGCAUCGUGAGCAACGGCACCACCGACAUGUCCAACAUGAUGGCCACCGGCCAGAGUGCUGCAUUGACCGGCGGAGCUGGCGACACCCACGCCGUGGUCGUGGGCUCCUCCGGCGAGGUGUACUUCGUGACGCAGGCGUAGCCAGCGGGAUUCGCCGCAGCAGUCGCUCCUGGUGACGGCGAGUGCCUGCUCGGCAUCUAGAUGACCACUUAGAUGUAACAUAUGAAUAUAUAUAUAUAUAUAUUUUUGUACUACCCCGUCUAGAUAACACUUUAGCCCGUAGCACAACCACACAAAAUAUUGCAAUCCUAGAUUUCUGUCGUAGAACUUGUUUAAUAGAAAAUAAGCGGAUUCACUCGAAUUUUGUAAGCAAAUACGAAACUUUAGGUAGGCAGAUAGAUCGGACACACAGAUCCCACACAUCCAAAACGCUAACUGACUGUGUAAAUCCUGCGGGGACUGUGCCAGUUUUUGUUUUUAAUUUUAUUACCCUAACAUUAUUAUUUUGUUUUGUAUCCCGGGGAAUAUCAGACUGGCAUCUUAGGCUAAACAUAAUUUGGCGUUGGGUUUUCAUUGUUGGGCUUUGAAACGUAAAUAAGAAACAUUGUUUUAAUUGCAACAAAAUAAAUUAACAAAACCUUCUUUAAAAUCCACAA
Molecule: messenger RNA, 3323 nt
Organism: Drosophila ficusphila
Lineage: Eukaryota; Metazoa; Arthropoda; Insecta; Diptera; Drosophilidae
Product: zinc finger protein 853
Exons: 2
Coding region: 361-2808 (815 amino acids)
Cellular component (GO): nucleus
Molecular function (GO): zinc ion binding
Source: RefSeq, a predicted model, not a curated record